AUGUCUGCAAGACAAAUCUUCGAAAAGUUCGACAAGAACGGAGACGGAAAACUCUCACUGGACGAGUUUCAUGAAGUAGCUCUUGCAUUUUAUAACAACCUUUCUCAGGAUAACAACUUUUCUCAAGAGGAGAUCGUAAAUAUGUUCAACGAGAUGGACACGAACGGUGACGGCGAGAUCGACGCCGACGAGUUCACUACGUGCAUUGAGAGGAUGUUGAAAGAAGUGUUUGAUUUUUGUGACGUUGACGGUGACGGAAAGAUACCAGCCGAUGAGAUGUAUGUGGCCAUGACUCGGCUCGGGAAGGAGUGCACCGAGGAGAGUUGUGCUGAUAAGGUUCAAGCCGCUGAUGCAGAUGGUGAUGGUUUUUUGAGCUUUGAGGAGUUCAUGGCCAUGGUAAUUGGUGACCUCUAA
This is a messenger RNA of Microthlaspi erraticum, 414 nucleotides long. The record is from the annotation of a GenBank genome assembly. NCBI's taxonomy places the organism in Eukaryota, Viridiplantae, Streptophyta, Magnoliopsida, Brassicales, Brassicaceae.